Molecule: messenger RNA, 1939 nt
Organism: Toxotes jaculatrix (banded archerfish)
Lineage: Eukaryota; Metazoa; Chordata; Actinopteri; Toxotidae
Product: G-protein coupled receptor 4-like
Exons: 3
Coding region: 147-1028 (293 amino acids)
Biological process (GO): phospholipase C-activating G protein-coupled receptor signaling pathway; positive regulation of Rho protein signal transduction
Cellular component (GO): membrane
Molecular function (GO): G protein-coupled receptor activity
Source: RefSeq, a predicted model, not a curated record
CCUCUCUGUGUAAUGUUUCAGGUAUUUGUGUGAACUCUCCAAACACUUGACAACAAGUGUAGCAGUAAAAACAAUGUUGAGGAGACACUGAAAAACUUUGCUUGUCCAUGACCUGCUGCCCCAAACUACAGGUCUGACUCUGAAGAAUGGAAGACUUCUACAACACAACUUCACAGAACAGCAGCUAUGGAAACGACCAGAGGAAAAUAAAAAUCCCAGAUGUCAUAUAUGUGACAAAUUGGAUCGUCCUCUCCAUCGGCCUUCCUCUGACCAUACUGGCCAUCCAUGCCCUGUAUUCUCUGGUGAGAACAAAUCAUGUUGCUCCAAUCUACGUCAUCAACCUCCUCAUCUCUGACCUCAUUCUGUUCUGCUGCAUGAUCGUUUGGCUGAAAGAAUCUGAAACUCCAGAAACCAUUAUUUUACAUUACUCUUAUAAAGUUGCUACCAUAGCUCUGAUGGCCAGUGUUGGCUUCAUGACAUGUGUCGCUGUGGAAAGGUAUCUGCUUAUCGCCUGGCCACUGUGGUACCGCUUCAAACGGAGUAUCAAGACCUCUGUUGUGGUGUGUGUCAUGGUCUGGAUUUCUGCAUUGAUCUGUUUUGUUCUUAACAAUCUCACAUUUGUUUUCCUGAAACAAUCAUACCUCCUCUCCAUCUACCUCCUCCUCCCCUUCCCCGUCCUUAUCUUCUCUCUGGCUGGGACCUUCAAAGCACUGUCUGCUGCCACCUCAGUCUCCUCUGAGGAAAAACGCAGAAUCGUUGGAGCUUUGAUUCUGGUGUUGUUAAAUUACACAUUGUUGUUCCUUCCCACAGUCAUUCGGUUUCUUUCUGAAAAAGCCAGAGACGAAGUUGCAUUCAACAAUCUGGCUCAAACCAUGAUCCGGAUCAGUCCUCUUGCAGACUUGGUUCUGUAUGUCUUCAUGAGGAAAGGGGCUUUUGACAGGCUGCUGGCCUGUCUGUGUUGCUGCAAGUCAGAAACACAACAAACAUCAGGUCAGACCAUCACUGUCAGUGAUGAUGUCGAGGCUUAACCAUAUUUUCAUCACUCCCUCUUUGGAAAUCUCCAUCACUUUCUUCUGACCUCUUACAUUCAAAGUGUGUUUAGUUUCUGUAUAAUUUCCACACAGAGGAAAUCUUUAGCUCGGCUGAUGAUCUGACUAAACCUAUUUCACUGGAGAUGCUGAAUAAAAUCACACAUGUUUGCAGUCAUUCACAGGACUGGAGCCAGGAUAUUCACUGUAACUCAGCUGUUUACUUCUAUACUCAUAUAUGACUUUUUCUCUGACCUUUUUAUGAAGUUGAAAUCAUAUUUUUACCUUCUGUCUGACAGAGCAAGAGUUAAAAUAGCUGAUGUCAAUCGUAUUUGGAAGUUUGUGAUAAUCAAACAAAGUUGUUUUUCCUUUUGUAAAAUUCUGAGAUUGAAAUGACAGGAAGACUUUAAGCUGUCAUUUGAAGAUUUGUCAAAAUAAUGUAUAUUUCUUGAUGAUUGUGUCUGUCUCUCUGCUGUACUGUGCAUGCAUGUUAUAAAUGCCUGUUUCCAUGGGUCCUUUUAUUAUGUGCUGUAUGUUGUAUUCACUUGGUCCUCCUUGGUUCAAUGACUGGUGAAAAUUUUAGAAGAGCACUUUGAUAUUAGUCCAGAAGAAGAUGCAGAUAAACAGGCAUUACUGCUGCUGUGCCAGUCUUUCAUUACUCACUGAAACAACAGCAAACACCAAGAAGGUGCUGAUAACACUGUCUGUCAGUAACACCUAUGAUUGAUCUAUUUUAUUGCCCCCUGGUUGUUCCUGUUCUCCACUGAUAAUUGGAGAGUUCUCGUGACCAUUUUACCCCAUUAACAUGUUUUUACUUUUCAUUUGAAUUUACAUGUAAGUUUUGUUUAAUCAGCCAGUUUCACUGGGUUCAAGAUCUCAUUUGUAAAAUAAGCCUGAGAUUGUUUCUGUUU